This is a messenger RNA of Brassica rapa (field mustard), 1153 nucleotides long. RefSeq names its product probable E3 ubiquitin-protein ligase ATL45. Lineage: Eukaryota; Viridiplantae; Streptophyta; Magnoliopsida; Brassicales; Brassicaceae. The record is from RefSeq and is a predicted model, not a curated record.
UAAUUUAAAUCACCAAAGCCAGAUAAAACAACUCAAUCUUUUACUCUUUUUUUUUGAAACACUCUCAAUCUUUUACUCUAAUUAAAGAUGUAAGUAUGUUUAGCUUUAUGUAUACUUCAGUCUCGCUUUAAAUAUUUUAGUAAAGUUGUAGAACUACGUUUUUCUAUUCAUACAAACUUUUCUACCGAUAUGACAUGAUUUAAUAAUUAUUUUUAAUUUACUUAUCUGCAAUUGCGCAUGUAUGUAUAUAAGUACAGAUGUCUAUGUGCUUGUUUCUAUUACCAAUUGGAUCAGAUUCUUCUUCCUCUCUGAACAACAACAACAACACAAACUUUUCUCCUUCCUUUCUUCUUUUAUCUUUACCAAAAACAACAUGACUCGCUCCUCUAGAUUCCUCGGAUCCGCGGCGGCGCCACCACCGCCGGAAGAAAUCCUCGCCGCGGAAACCGACAUGAUUGUGAUCCUCUCAGCUCUUCUCUGCGCUCUCAUAUGCGUAGCCGGCUUAGCCGCCGUAGCUCGCUGCGCCUGUCUCCGUCGUCUUGUCGGCGUUAAUUCCUCCGCCGUAGGAGAAUCUCCGCCGCCGAACAAAGGCCUCAAGAAAAAAGCUCUCCAGUCCCUCCCUAAAUCCACCUUCACCGCAGCAGACUCUCCGAGCUCCUCCGCCGGAGAUGGAGACUCGUCCACCGAGUGCGCCAUCUGCUUGACGGAGUUUACGGACGGAGAAGAGAUCAGGAUACUACCGCUAUGUAACCACGCCUUCCACUUGGCGUGCAUAGACAAAUGGUUGACGUCUCGGUCGUCGUGCCCUUCUUGCCGUCGGAUUUUGGCUCCGGUGAAAUGUGAUCGGUGUGGCCACCACGCUUCCACGGCGGAGAGUCAGAUCAAAGAUCAGGCUCCUCCUCAUCAACAUCCUUCACAGUUCACUUCCGCCAUUGUUCCUGCUUUUCUUCCUUAAAACUUUUUUUUUUACUUUUUUUAUAAUUUCGCGGUAAUUAUCGGCAUACUUUAUUAAUUAACUAGGAAUUAGGAAUCUUUUAGUUCUUGGAGCUCUAUCCUGUCUGUAAGACUGUAACGCUGUCCUGUCCUGAAUCCGAAUCAGUGAAAUGUAGUUUCUAAGUUCGAGAUGUUCACAGAACUCGCAGUUCACAUAAAA